UCACCACCUGCGGAAACCCCCCACCGAUCGCGGUCAAAAGUAUAUAUCUCCCGCCUCAACCAACGCCCAACAUCACGCACCCACCGCAACCACACCAAGCUAACAAUGAAAAUCAACCCAGACAAACUAACCUACAUCAACCGCCACCGCCUCGCCUGGUCCCGUCGUCUCAACAUUUCCAUGACCCAAGCCGUGCCCACGGGUUUCCCCUUCCCGACCACAGAUAUCCAAUCUCUCCUUGCACUCGUUGCUGUGUCCCAUCCGGAGAAAGUGGUCGAGAUAGUGGAGCGACUGUAUACCUCCGUCUGGGCGGACGGUGACUCGGCGUCUGUUACGGACGCUGAGAGGUACAAAAAGGUCCUCGAAGAGGUGUUGGGCGACGAUGUGGUGGAGGGGCUGCUGGAUGGGGAGAAACAAACUGAAGGCAAGACCCUGUUAGAGGCGAAUACGCAUCGAGCGAUUGAGGAGGGGGCUUUUGGAUUGCCUUGGCUGGCGUGCACGAGUCCUGCCGGGGAGAAGGAGGGGUUCUGGGGCGUGGAUCACUUGGGCCUGGCGGCGGAGUUUCUGGGGUUGGAUGUUGGGAUGGAGUGUGGGUUCCGGGCUAUGAUGAAAUGACCGAGCUUGCUUCUGAUAUAGACGAGGAGGUCUAGAGUCGCUUUGGUUCAAGAGUGCGGUGAACAUUACAUAGAUAGAUGCUGCUGGAUUAAUUGAGGUCUGAUAGGUGCAUCACUGUUGUGGGAAACAUAUUGUGUGGCUGAAAGAUGGGCGGAUGCUGGGAAAUACAGGCAAAGACACAAACCCAAUUGAUCACGAAUAUGUAUAUCAGCUCUGAUACAAUUACGAGAUGUAAAAGUACUCGAACAGGAUACUUCAACUCAAGAAUGCAAG
Aspergillus brunneoviolaceus CBS 621.78 is the source of this 888-nucleotide messenger RNA. RefSeq names its product thioredoxin-like protein. Bases 106 to 615 code for a protein of 169 amino acids. Lineage: Eukaryota; Fungi; Ascomycota; Eurotiomycetes; Eurotiales; Aspergillaceae. The transcript is spliced from 2 exons. The record is from RefSeq and is a predicted model, not a curated record. Gene Ontology annotation, cellular component: peroxisome; mitochondrion. Gene Ontology annotation, molecular function: glutathione peroxidase activity; glutathione transferase activity. Gene Ontology annotation, biological process: glutathione metabolic process.